AUGACUAGUCAGUUGGUACAUUGUAGAGUUCUGAAUAGACAGGGGUCAAAGGAAUUUUAUUGUACUUUUGUGUAUGCUUUUAAUGAUGGCAAUGGAAGAAGAGAAGCUUGGAAGGACUUGGAGGACCUGGCUAAGGACAUUACUGGCCCUUGGUUAUUAUCAGGAGACUUUAACUGUGUAAUGAAUGUUAAUGAGAGGAUUGGAUCUGUGGUGAGACACCAGGAGAUUGCAGAUCUUUGUAGUUGUAUGAAUGUGUGUGGUAUGCAAGAUAUGGCUAGCACUGGAUGCUUAUUCACAUGGAAUAAUAAGCAACAGGGAGAAAGUAGAGUCUAUAGUAAAUUGGAUAGGGUCAUGAUCAAUCAGGAAUGGAUAAACCAAUUUCAGCACUCAGCAGCUCAGUUCUUACCUGAAGGCUUAUUUGAUCAUUGUCCAGUUGAAAUAAAUGUUUAUCCUCAGUUGCAGAUGGGAAGAAGGCCUUUUAAAUAUUUCCAUAUGUGGAGUCUUUCUGGGAAAUUUGAUGAAAUUGUUACAGAAGCUUGGAGUAGUAUUCAGGUGGGGACUCCUAUGUAUCAGGUGGUGAAGAAGCUCAAGAAGGUUAAGGAGGCUCUCAAACAGUUAAAUAAGGCAGGCUUUGAUGAGAUUCAAAGUAAGGAACUGGUUGCUCUUACUGAAUACAAAGCAUUACAAGACCAGUUACAUCAGAAGCCUGGUGAUGUUGAGUUAGCUGAUAAAGAAAGAACUGCUGGCCAUGAGUACAGUAGAGUUCAUAAACAAUACAUGGCUUUUUUGGCACAAAAAGCUAAAUUAGCUUGGUGCAUAGGUGGAGAUGAGAACAGUGCAAUCUUUCAUCAGUCAAUUAAAGCUAGAAGGAUGCAAAAUACAAUUUAUGCUAUACAUGAUGAGCAAGGGUCUGGCAAGAAGAUGUGCUGGGUGUGA
Beta vulgaris subsp. vulgaris (sugar beet) is the source of this 936-nucleotide messenger RNA. RefSeq lists its product as uncharacterized. The transcript has a single exon. NCBI's taxonomy places the organism in Eukaryota, Viridiplantae, Streptophyta, Magnoliopsida, Caryophyllales, Amaranthaceae. The coding region runs from base 1 to 936 and encodes 311 amino acids. The record is from RefSeq and is a predicted model, not a curated record.